CCCGCGACGGCAGGACUUGGAUGGGCGAGAACCAUCAUUGAGAACAUGGACAUCUCGAUUAGCACAGCUUCGGACGUCGCAAGUGAAACUGCAAACGCGACAGUUCAAGUGGUGCAGAACGCUAGCGGGAGUUACGGAUGUCUGUCCUGCGAUUCAGGCUUCAACAGCAUCGAUGAACUACUGGUGCACAUCGUUGCCUGUCACGAGGACACACGUCGGUUACCUGAUGCGGUACCCGGUACAACUGCUACUCACGAUGACGCAGUGCGUGGAUUGCCUGGUUUGGGAAAGAAAUACGUCGUCUGUCGUUACGUCACCGGACCCCGGGUUGCACACCGUGGACACAUAACGUCACACGAGCCGGCACCUGCAGAGGCACUUUCAAACGACCUCCUACAGGGCUUGGACAACCAGUGUGUCGUCUGUAGCAAGACAUUCCACUCGUGGUGUCCACUGUGGGCACACAUGCAGACGCACGAUUCGGCUCCUUCAGAUCCAAGAUUACUGGACGCGUGCCGCUUGGCGGACGGAACUAUCCAGUGUCUUAUCUGCGGUGUAUUCCGAGACAACAUGAGCCGUCUGCGCCAUCACUACAGGUGUCACACCGAUGUUCAUCCUUUCAACUGCCCAAAAUGUCCACGUGCAUUCAAGACGGCUUAUCGCUUCAUCGCCCACUUCAAGAGAGCCCACACGUCACACGCCCGGAUUUAUCGAUGUGAGCUGUGCGAUUUCACGACCUCCUACGCGCACUUACUACGCAGACAUCGACUGGAACACGAUGGAAUCGUCCAGACAGAACGUUGCGAGGUGUGCUUCAAGAUGAUCGGGAAGACCAAACUCAGGUACCAUUACCUCAUUCACACAGAAGAGAAACCGCACGUUUGCAACGUGUGCGGCAAAGGUUUCCGCAUGGGAACGCAUAUGAGACGACAUAUUGCUUCCGCACAUUUGGGCAUCAAGCGCACGUACAAACGCAGAGAUUGUCAAGUGUGUGGUGUGCGGAUACUUUCCGAAAACUUGGAGUCGCACAUGCGGCGUCACACGGACGAACCGACGGAUACCUGCUGCAUCUGUGGGAAGCACUUUUACAGCCUCAAGAGGUACAACAUACACAUGGAGAGGAUGCACGUCCGCAUCAAGAACCAAAGGUGCCCGGUGUGCCAGAAAGCGUUUUACGAUACCUCGGAGGUGUCUCAACACAUGCCGGUGCACGUGGACGAGAAGCGGUUCAAGUGCGAAGUGUGCGGGAAGGAGUUCAAGUGGAAGCAUAAGGUCGGGGACCACAUGAAGACGCACAGUGAGGAGCGGCCCUUUAAAUGUGACCUCUGCGGAGAAGCGUUUAAGUGGAAGCAUAAUCUGGCCAACCACGUGCGAGCCAAACACAAGUGAACCCUGUGCUCGAUCUUAACCACUUUCCCUUCGUUGGGCAACAGUAUAGUGAUACAAGAACACAUGAAGAUCCGUGCGUUAUUGGUGCGGGUAACGUAACAGCGAAGAAACAGGGACUGACAGCAUCCACUCCACGAUGUGAAGAUGGGUCAAUGCUGUAUAAUGCACAAUGCUGUACAAUGGGUCAAUGUAAUAGUCUUCUAUUGAUCUGCUA
Messenger RNA from Ornithodoros turicata, 1603 nucleotides. Its product is annotated as zinc finger protein 227-like. Gene Ontology annotation, molecular function: RNA polymerase II cis-regulatory region sequence-specific DNA binding; DNA-binding transcription repressor activity, RNA polymerase II-specific. Gene Ontology annotation, cellular component: nucleoplasm. The record is from RefSeq and is a predicted model, not a curated record. Lineage: Eukaryota; Metazoa; Arthropoda; Arachnida; Ixodida; Argasidae. The transcript is spliced from 5 exons. The coding region runs from base 46 to 1389 and encodes 447 amino acids. Gene Ontology annotation, biological process: regulation of transcription by RNA polymerase II.